This is a messenger RNA of Phyllotreta striolata, 491 nucleotides long. Lineage: Eukaryota; Metazoa; Arthropoda; Insecta; Coleoptera; Chrysomelidae. The record is from the annotation of a GenBank genome assembly.
UGAAUUAGCGGUAUCUCUGAAAUGGCGGGAAUUUUGCGAAGCGUCGGCAACGCCGCCUCCAAACGAAGCGCCCCCGCGAAUCCCCGCCGAAAACGUGUGAAUGCGACGCCCGAAGGCGAUGCAUUUCGUCUCGACGUGUGUGCACCGUUCUCUUCCUCUUCUUGUCGCGCUCGCACCGAGCGCGCCCGAAAUUCGUGCAGCAGGAGCGUCGAUGACGGCGCGGCGACGACGUCGUCGUCCGACGCAGCCGGCGCUGGGUUAUCGCCGAUAGCGGACGGCACGAGAGACGGCGUCGUUUCUUCUCCUUGCGCCCUUGCAAUCGCCGUUUACUUCCUUCUUCCGCCGGUUCGCUCGGCUCGCUCGGCGAACGGCCGUUCGGGGGGAUUUCGACGGGGUGUUACUUACCUAUCUUAAUUGGAAUUUUUUUUUGUAUGAAAAAUUUACUUGCUAUCGAUAACUGUAUAUUAUUUAUUCAAAUUUAUUAAAAGUGC